AGACAUUUUCUCACCCCUCUGCUGCUGCAGGGCAGCAUGGCAGCGCAAAAUCACAGCCAUACAAAACAGUGUGAUCACAGUGUAAAACACACACAGCACACAGUAAAACAGCACACAGUUAACCCUUUGAUUGCCCCAGAUGUUAAGCCUUUUAUGCCCAGUGCCGUUAGUACAGUGUCAGUGCUUUUUAUUAGCACUGAUCACUGUAUUGGUGUCACUGGCGAUGUCAGUGACACCAAUACAGUUCCCCCCAUUGUCAGAAUGUCCACCACAGUCCUGCAA
Molecule: messenger RNA, 282 nt
Organism: Staurois parvus
Lineage: Eukaryota; Metazoa; Chordata; Amphibia; Anura; Ranidae
Source: the annotation of a GenBank genome assembly